AGGGGUCGUUUGAUCAUUUUUUAGCCAUCACAUAAAAGAGUUCUGUGUUGCCUGAACGGUAGAAUUCUUUAAAUCACAGUAAAUAAUAAGGUGAACACUUGCAUGUUUGUGAGCACAACUGAUACAUGACAUGAGGACCUGGGAAGCUAUGAAACUGGUAGAUUGUCUAUGACAUCUAGUGUUAGGAAAGCUAUGGAGAGAUCAGAAAACAUAACUGGUCUGUUUGCCUGGGCAUACAGUGGUGUGAACUUUGACCUGGCCGGAAAUGGAGGCCUCGAAUGUAGGGACUUUAUCAGUGUUAAACAGAGAAUUGUAGAGACGGUGAUCAGCUGUACUGCAGCAGGGCUAAUUCUGUAUGGGGCCAUCACACGCAUAACUCUUCCCAAAAACCCUGUCAUCAAACCAGACCCUGUGGGAAAACGAAUUCUUCUGGUGGUGCAUUGCUUGAUAUUUGGUAUUGAGCUGGGCUUUAAAUUAGCUACAAAGCAGAUGAUUUAUAUACUUAAUCCAUGUCAUGUGGCAACAAUGAUGCAGAUUUUCUGUCUGGCAGCACCACCUGGAAGAGUAACAACAUCGGUGUUCCGACUUCAUCUACACAUGUUAACAGGGGCACCUAUUGCUAUACUUUUUCCUGUAAUAAAUACUCGAUUGUUGCCGUUUGAGACAGAAGUAUAUUAUAUACAACAUUUGCUGAUGCUAGUCAUUCCAUUCUACUUACUCAAAAUUGGAGGUUCGUACACUGCUGAGCCUGUCUUAGACUUUAGCUGGGCUUUGGUGUCUAUGGGAGUCCUGUACAUUAUAUACUUUGUACCAGUGCAGUACCUGGCAUAUGUAUCAAAGGUGAACCUGAAUAACAUGCUUUGUCCAGCAGUAUCAGAUCCAUUUUAUGGGCCAUACUAUCGAAUCUGUGCAAUGACGCAUCAGGGACUUCUCAUACCAACUUUGGGCAAGUUUUACACAUGGCUCUCAAACAAACUUCUCAAGUCUUCAUUGAAAGUGGAGGAAGAGUUGGUAUUUAACAUUGACUGGGCCCUGGAGCCUCCACCAAUUGACAAUCUCAGCGGGAAGAACGGUGUCAUCAACCAUCAGGACUUCCAACCCAACCCAAACAAUGGACAUCUUAAGUCAUCUUGAGACAAACCUAGCUUUAAUUCUACAAAAAAAAACUUUCCUCGGUGUCAAUAUUUCAUUAUUUUAGAUUUAAUAGUAUUUGUGAAUAGAUUUGUUUCACAAAAGUGGAAAAUAUAUGUACUUUUUUGUAAGUUAUGAUGUAAUUUUGCAUUGUUUAUAGUUCCCAGAAUCAGAUUUACUAAUUUUCUAUUAUUUGCUGUUUUUAUUCUUACUGAUUUGAAGGUUAACAAUACUGAAUAUUUUUAUAAGGUUGCUUAGGUUCGUACGUUUGAUAAAAAUCUGUUUACCGUAUUUGGCUGAAUAUAAUACACACUUUUUUCCUUGAAAAUGUUUUUGUGAGAAAGGCGUGCGUAUUUUACACCACAAUAUGAUUUUGAUAGUUUUUUCUUUCAGGUGAAACACGGUUAUCAUACGGAUAUAUCGUAGUAUUACCUAGAGACAUGGGCAAUUUCUUGUUGUUUAUCGCUGUAUUUAAAACUUGGGAAAAUUAUUGUCGGAACGUAGGCUUGUUGAAAAUGUUAUAUUUAUAAUCUAUUGAUAAUGAUAAUCUGUUGUUAAAUGAUAUUAAAAACAAGUUACAAUUAAUUUGAGGUGCAUAUUCAUCGUCUCCAUGUAGGCCGCCAUUGACGAUGUUAUUUAUAGAUGUUCACGCAUUCCUUUGCCACGUGCUUGCGUAAUCAUAGUACACAUGUACCUAAUCAGAAAAAAAAAUAAUUGAGCAAUUUUAUAAUGAAAUACAAUAAAUCAACAUUUAUUUGGGGUUUUAAAUAACGCGGUGAAAAUUCAUUUCAACAUGAACACCUCACUAUACCACUGUAUACUAUAUGUCCCGAAUGCCAUGAAUGCAAUCGAAGCCAAUGUCGUGAACACCAUGGAACACGUGCGCUUGUCACUUGAUCUCAACACCCCUCCAGGCAAAUAAACUGUCUACCAACUCCUAAGCAUUGUUUUUACAGUUAGAGCACUGAUUAUUUACUGCCCUUAUUAAUGGCUUUGAUCGUUUUCUUUGUUAAAUUUCGGGGGUCGAUUUUUAGCCUUCGUACAUUAUCUUUCGAAUGAACUUGUGUUGAUUACGACACAAACAUUUAAACGCUUGUUAAAUGUAAUUUUACUUUAAUUAUCUUAUAUUCAUCGACCUCUUAUUAAAUUAAUUAAGAUUUUAAAAAGGAAAUAUGAAGUCUGUUAAAACUUAAGUGUUAUAAUAACUCGUGCUCUGUAGAAAAUAAGAUAUCUGUGAAGAUUACCUCGAUGUAUAAAGACAUGAUUUAUACUGUGUCAAUCUGUUCAAACUAAAAUUCUACAGUAUUUCGUGCUUUGUUGAAAUAAAAUUAUUUCUGCAAGGAUAAAGACAACGUGUAAUGCCACGAUUGCCGUCAGCUAAAAAUAAAAUAAAAUGCAAUAAUAUUGCGUUCUUUCUUCAAUAAAAUCAUUACCACGCGAAGAUUUAAACAGCAACGUUUAAGUGCAAGAUUUAUAUAUUUAGCCUGAUAUAAAUUUAAUGGGGAUGACAUUUUGUAUUUCGUUAAAAUUAAUAAAAUUAUACUGUGAUUUUUAGACAACAUUGCCGUCAGCUUAAAAAAUUAUUUAUAAUGCAAAAUUUAAUUAUUUCUAUGAAUAAUACCGCCAUGCUUAAAAGCAGAGUACGGUAAGCUCAAAAAACAAAGUCCGCAUAUGAAAAGUUACCGUGCUUAAAUUUUCAAUACAUUAUUUCCACAAAAGAUUUUAAAUUAAAAUUACCGCGAUGUAAAAAAGACAACAUUACUGCUUGGUCAAUUUUUUGACAGCGUAUAAUACAACCGAACUGUGUUUUUUCCCCAAAUUUUCAAGCCAAAAAAGGGGGGUGCGUAUUUUACACCAAUGCGUAUUAUAUUCAGCCAAAUACGGUAGAUUUGAUAUUGUAUUGUAUUGCUUUAGUGCUUUAACAGGAAUCUGGUAAGGAAAACAGAUACUGAAUUGUUAGUUCAGUAUUCUACAGUGCUUGACCCCAAAUUUGACAAAUUUUGAAAAUCCAAAAAGAUAGUCAGUAGUGAAUUUGGGAGAGAUACUCCACUAGAGAAUUACUUUGCAAGCAGUGGAUGAACACAAUUAAUAAAAUGGAAAUUACACUCCCAUCCCAUCCCUUUAAGAAAACAAAACGAAGCCAUAUGAGUUUCUUAGUUCCAUUGUUCUGGCCUCUUUAUCAGGUUUUGCUUCAAUUAGAAGGUGUACUUAUACAUAAUUUGCAUGUAUGUAGAGUAAUAUUUGGUUUAUUUCACUAUAUAAAGUGAAAAAUAUUUUCAGUAUUACAUAUUGUAGAAAUAAUUGGAGUAUACACUUGUAUUUGAUAAAUGAAUUCUCCCCAGGUAGAAUUAUGUUUUUUUUGCCUUUUGAAUUAGAUGAUAUUGCAUGUAUGUUCAGUUUUAUGAUAACAAAGGAAAUAUCCUCUUAUUAGGUAAAUUCAGGUUGAUAUAAAACUAAUACUAAUAAUGAUUGACUUGACAUUUUGACUAUAUUCCUAUGAUGAAAAUAUAUUUUGUUUCAGCAUUAUUUUACUACAAUGAACAUGUUAAUAUUUUGCUUAGCUUUUAACUUAACACCAAAGCAAGAUACAUGUAUUAAAAUUAUUUGAAGACUUCUGUUGCAAAAUGAAGACGCAGGUUUCUAUACCUUCUUAAAGAAAGAAUUUAUGCUUACGUGCAGUAGCAAUUUGGAAUCGAUAACAGUCAUUUAUGAAACAGCAUUAAAGAAUUUAAGGUCUGUUCAGUCAUGUGCAAUAAGUAGAAUAGUGAACUUGCCUAUUAUGGAUUAUUUGUUUUAAUUUUUGAUAUUUUUAAAGAUUUUUGUAAAGAAAAGUUUGAUAUUUUACAUGAAUUUUUCCACAAAAUUUUUGUAACCUGCAGAAAGGUGUCUUCAAAGAAUAUGAGAAAGUGGUUCUAUAUAGAAGAAACAUUCCAUCAUAUUGUCAUUGGAUAAAUUAUGAUCACCAUUUCUUAUAAUGUUUUGUUAUCAAAUACAACAGAUAACACAUGGAUAGUAAGUGGUGUGAAGGUUGUAUUUAUAUUUUAACUAGUCUCCAAAAGCAUGCAAGUCACUUGAAUUUGAGAUUAUAGAUUAAUCAAAAAUAAGAUUUUAAUGUUUUUGGUAGAGAAAUUUUUUGUUGCAAUUUACUUUCAGUCAUUUAUAAAGAACAUUCAUCAAUUUGUUUAACCAGAUUUUAUUGUAUUUUAAAAUAUACACUUCUUUAACCUCAUAUUCAAAUGUAUACAAUAUUUAAUUGAAAUAUCAAGCGAUGAAAGUAAAAUAAUUUCAUUGUAAUAAUAGUAAUUGUAUCAAGACAGUUCUCUAUGAGAAAGAUUCCAAAAUGAGAUUAAAACCAAUUUUCAGUUGAUUGUUCUUCAGUUUGUCGGGACUUGAGCAUAAUUUCAGUUUAUGUUAAUUAUUUCUGUUGUCUGUGAUUUGAAUAAAUCUUAAAAUCUGUA
Molecule: messenger RNA, 4589 nt
Organism: Saccostrea echinata
Lineage: Eukaryota; Metazoa; Mollusca; Bivalvia; Ostreida; Ostreidae
Product: transmembrane protein 164-like
Exons: 7
Coding region: 169-1134 (321 amino acids)
Source: RefSeq, a predicted model, not a curated record